AUGAUCGGAAAAAAAGCAGAAAGUGAAGCUUCAAACCAAGAUCCAUCCUUAGUUCAUCGAAACACUUCUUUAACAUCAUCCAAGUCAUCAUGUGAUAUAUCAUCAAAGCUUAACCAACAGAUUAUUGAGGAAUUGCCAAGGAUCCCUAUAAAAACUCUUGCUUUGAAAUACCGAGAAUCUUCCAGUGAAAAUUUAUACUGA
Molecule: messenger RNA, 201 nt
Organism: Entrophospora sp. SA101
Lineage: Eukaryota; Fungi; Glomeromycota; Glomeromycetes; Entrophosporales; Entrophosporaceae
Source: the annotation of a GenBank genome assembly